Ruditapes philippinarum (Manila clam) is the source of this 1968-nucleotide messenger RNA. RefSeq lists its product as uncharacterized. The transcript has 3 exons. NCBI's taxonomy places the organism in Eukaryota, Metazoa, Mollusca, Bivalvia, Venerida, Veneridae. Bases 522 to 962 code for a protein of 146 amino acids. The record is from RefSeq and is a predicted model, not a curated record. Gene Ontology annotation, biological process: positive regulation of voltage-gated potassium channel activity; sleep; regulation of synaptic transmission, cholinergic.
ACCCAUUAUGUUGGUUUUGUCGUGACACGACUCAUUUAUCCGUUUUUCUAUCCAUGGUUAUCUUCUGCCGGCGGAAAUUAUAUAUUUGGGAUAUAAUCAAUUAAAUAUUUAAAACACUCCCACUGCGCGUUUCUCCGCGAAUUGAUGAGUAAAGCUCUACCACUUCAUCAACUCAAAUCUAAUUUACAAAACAAAAGGACAUAUAUUUCAUAAAUACUUUUAACAAUCGAGAAAUCAAAAACCGUAUACUGUUGGACAAUAAACAAUGAAUAUUUUGUCUGCCUGAGUUUCGUUUCAUGAGGCAUCGAAAACGAGGCAGAAAUCUUUCAGCAGACGAUCUCUUGCAGACGACUUAGCACGCAGAUGACGAUCGCAUCUUUUGUCGGGAAAAAAUAAUAUUUCCCUUUAAGAAAUGCUUAAAUUAAAAGUUCAUUUGCGUUACAGAAAUAAAUCUAAUUGUCGCAAAAUAAGCUGAUAAAUUUGAAAAAAAUAGAAAAAUACAUAUAAUUAUAUGAAAAGAAAUGAUGAAUCCAUUCGACAUUUUGUUUCUUUUAACUGGACUUAUUCUUAUUGCUCAACACCAAGCUGAUGGCCUUAAGUGUUACAAAUGUUCGAGCAUUCUCGACUCUGCCUGUAGUGAUGACUGGGAAUUGACGACCUCAGAAGCUGCAAAGUUUGAAGUGAAGUGUUCAUCGUCUGCAAAAGCUUGUCAGAAAAUUGUGGGGGAAAUUCAAGGUACGGGCGUACAGCACGUGUACAGACAAUGCUGGAACCAUACUGGUACAGAAAAUUACAUACCAACCGGAUGUGAGGAGGAUGACGUUCGAGGUGGUGUCGUCUGCCGCUGUACGGCCGAUAUCUGCAACGGACAGCAACGCUUGCUACCUUCUGAUUAUAUCUACUUCGCACUUCUUUCGUCUGCUGCGCUUAUAAGGCAAUAUUAUUACUCGAUUCUGAUUUGAAGCAUUAGUCUAUAUGGAUACUUGUACAAUAAUUUUGCGUGUGAAAAGUAAAUUAUUCAAAAUUAUUUUACAUACCCAGCACCAAGAAAUUGAUUUAUUUGACUAUGAUCAGGAGGAAAAUUUUCAUCACAUAUAAAGAGAUCUUAUUUAGAGAAAAAGGAUAAAUUUUAUGACGUUUUAUACAAAGGCUGGAUGGUUUAAUUGUGUGUUCUGUGCUCACAGGAAGUGUUAAAGCUACAUGUUUGCGGGUUUUUUUUUUUUAAUGCGUAGCAUACAUCGGUGAGGUGAUUCUUUUCCUGGUAAAAACGCUGAUUCUUGAUUUUGGAAGUGUCGUCUGCUGCUUGCGCACGAGAAUCUGAAGAUCGUUUAUGACAAAGAAACAUGUAUAGUCUCUAAAAUAAUGGUGGAAUGCAAAAAUCACCGCUAUUUCCAUAAAUUGUAGCUUGCAUACAUGUACAUGUAAAUGGAAUUAUUGUUUAUAAAUAACUAAGUGAGGCUAAUAACUGUUUGUUGGAGGAAAUCCAAACAGUGAAAAUUUAAAAAAAGUGAAAUAAAAUGGGAAGAUUGAUAUAAAUGUUUAGAUAUUAAUAGUGUGUACGAUAUACAGGAUCAAUCAGCCCACCCUUGUGAGAAAAUUUAAAAGUAUUUAUUUUGUUUAUGCUUGUACAGUAUUCUUUUUCACGGAUGCGGAAUCAUAAAAGUGUUGCAUAUGUGUUUUUAUUGGACUGAUGAUAUUCACAACCUUUGUAUCAAAAUCAAUCAAAAAUGCGCAGCAUUUGCUUCUUUUACAUAUCCAUGUUUUAUCUAUGUAUUCAACUAAUCACCUUUCAAUAUUUUGUUUAUGCGAUUCAUUUUAAACAUUUCAUGGACGUUGAAAGCAAAAAGACGCGAGUGUUGUGAAAAUUAUUUUGAACAUAAGUUUGAGAAAUAUUGCUCAAUCACCAUUUAUGAUUAAUAUGUCACAAUUACAAAUAAUUUGUUAGAAUUAUAUAAAUGUGCACAGCUA